This is a messenger RNA of Linum tenue, 1651 nucleotides long. Lineage: Eukaryota; Viridiplantae; Streptophyta; Magnoliopsida; Malpighiales; Linaceae. The record is from the annotation of a GenBank genome assembly.
CAAUUGGAUCUCAGGCCCCACUCUGUACUUGGGCCUUUGGACCAAUAUCAACCAGGGCCUUGCGGGCUUCAUCACGGUCCGUAAACGUUAAUAUUUUCAAGACAUUCAUUCCCCAUUUCUCCAUUCUCAGUCUCCCCCUGCAGGCAAUUCAUCUGAAGUGUCCACAGCAUCUCGGGGUUUUGAUUAAUAAAAUGCGUAAAUCUUCUUCGUCUCCAUUGGAAGAAUCUUCAAACUGAUUCAGCCGCCGGAUAGCUCGUUUCGUCGCCGCCGGUUCCACCAAGAUGAUAGGACGACAUUGGUUAGGCUUCUCCCUGGUGCUGCUAUGUCUUCUAUAUACUGCACAAGCCAGCCCUGGUGAUGCUCAUCCAGUUUACAGGAGCUGUGUGACAGUAUGUGAGAGAGAUGGCUGCGUUGGUGAAACCUGCUUUGCCCAGUGCAACUAUUCUUCUCAUGGUGCCUCUCAUGAUAGUCCAUGGUACACCCAAGAGCCGCUCUAUCAACGCUGGAAACAGUGGGGCUGUGAGAGUGAGUGCAGGUAUUUCUGCAUGCUUGCCAGAGAAGAAGAGAGAGCAAAACAAGGUUAUGGUCCACUCAAAUACCAUGGAAAAUGGCCCUUCAAACGUGUCUUCGGCAUUCAGGAAGUUGCCUCUGUGGCUUUCUCUGCACUGAACCUUUAUGCUCAUUUUCAUGGUUGGCUAUCAUUAAUCAUCCUUCUAUACUACAAGUUGCCCUUGAGAUAUGACAAGAAGACCUACUACGAAUACACCCCUUUGUGGCACAUCUAUGGACUCUUGUCAUGUAACUCCUGGUUCUGGAGCAUUAUUUUCCAUAGUCGAGAUGUUGACUUGACGGAGAAGCUAGACUACUCAUCCGCAGUAGCAUUGGUCGGAUACUCGCUUAUACUUUCCAUCCUAAGAAGCUUCAACAUUAAGGAAGAAGCUUCCAGAGUCAUGGUCGCAGCUCCACUACUCGCAUUUAUCACAACCCAUAUACUGUACCUCAACUUUUACAAGAUGGACUACGGAUGGAACAUCAUAGUCUGUGUCGCAAUGGGUAUCACCCAGCUUCUCACGUGGGCGAUUUGGGCAGGGGUGAGCCGCCAUCCGUCUCGAUGGAAGGUCUGGGUACCAGUGAUCGGAGGUGGGCUGGCGGUGCUGCUGGAGAUCUACGACUUCCCUCCAUACAAAGGCUACUUCGAUGCUCAUUCAAUUUGGCAUGCCACAACCAUUCCUCUCACAUACGUGUGGUGGAGCUUCGUUAGAGAUGAUGCCGAGCUCGCCACCUCAAACCUCCUGAAAAAGUCCAAGUAGCUUUCCUCAUUUCAUAGACUGACCCUGCUAGAGUCUUGAUGGUUUUCCAGAUCAACUAUGGUAGAGAGAAACAAAGAAAGGGCAUUUUUCAUUUAGUCAGCUCGAUCGUAACUGUUGUGUUGGUAAUUGAAAGGAAACACUGUUGUGCAUUGAUAGAAAAAGAAAGGCAACACUUCUUUCAUUUGUAUCGUAAUUCGUCAUUGUGAACGAUGUCUACUCAAGGUUGUAAUCGUUGUGAACGAUGUCUGCUUGUAAUCCAUUCUGCUGUUCAAAGCAACACAUCUCUACUCAAGGUUUGACGCAUCUCUUAUCAGUUUCCAAGUUCCAUAAAACUUGCUCAU